Molecule: messenger RNA, 3817 nt
Organism: Camponotus floridanus (Florida carpenter ant)
Lineage: Eukaryota; Metazoa; Arthropoda; Insecta; Hymenoptera; Formicidae
Gene: mav
Product: bone morphogenetic protein 4
Exons: 3
Coding region: 970-3069 (699 amino acids)
Biological process (GO): SMAD protein signal transduction; BMP signaling pathway
Cellular component (GO): extracellular region
Molecular function (GO): growth factor activity; cytokine activity
Source: RefSeq, a predicted model, not a curated record
AUUAGUACAUGUUUUACAUGUACUUUAUGUGGGGGAAAAUGCUCCUAUUUACCCCAUUCGACGACACCUUUGGCUCUCUCUCUCUCUCUCUCUCUCUCUUUCUCUCUCUCUCCUUCCCUCCCUUUCUCCCCUGGGCGCUCUCACUCGCUCUCGUCCUGCGCGCAGUGCGCGAAGCGUCGCGGCGGGAGCAGACUCGCUGGGAUAUAUACACACGCAAUAUCAUAGCCGCGGACAGUCGACACGCGGCACUCGUUCGAGGAGGAUCUCCUUGCGCUCUCCUUCCUGCGACUGAGGGGGAGAAAGAAAAGAAAGAUUUGAUUGCGAUAAGGAAGAAGGAGGAGAAGUGAAGUGUUUUAUCUCAUUUCGAUCUUGACGCUCUCGACGAUAAAUUUUUUUUUUUCGAGAAGAAUCUCCGCGGUAUCGUUACAAAUCGAAAUUCGAUUACUCGCCAUUUUAAUCGCGAUCGUUUCUUUUUGCGCGAUGACUUCGUCAUCGUCGUCGUCGUUCAUUAACGGAAAGAAGAAGAGGUACGUUGCGACGAGAUUCCCUUAUCGGACAUCCGGCUCGCACACGGCGCUUCGCGCUCAAGCGGAGCGCUCUUAGAAUGCCACGUGCCGGCAUCUAAGAGAGAUCGAUCGGACACCUCGCUCGAUCCCGCCAACGAAACGUCAGCUCCAACUCCCUCUCUCUUUCUUUCAGGACGGUAUUUCUCGGUCGAAGCAGCUGAACGUGCUUCCAAAGUAGAAAGACGUUCUUCGUAGAAGAACGAUGAUCACAGGUGGAAGUAACCGGAAUUAACUGGAGUCGACCGGAUCGAGGAUCUUACGCAUCUAUCGAAGAGAAUUGAUCCUUGGAGAGGAUAUAACCGUACACGUUCAUUGGAGGACAAAUAAUUGAACAAAAUCCAUCCCUCACGCACGGAUAAUAAGUAGCCGGCGUGAAACCGGCCACGAGACCGUGUCUCUGGCUAUGGGCAAGCUCUUAAUAAUCCCUCAAAGUGAUACUACUCGCGACAACGCAAGGGUGAACAGCAAGGGCGAAGAGCAGGAGAGAACGACGGCAACGGCGGCGAUUGUCGUCGGAUCCAGCGCGACGAGUGGCGCGAUCGCCGAUAGCGCUGCCGCCGAUCGCGAUCGUCGAUUCCUUAUCGCGUCGAUACUCGACAACGGCCUGUCAAGGGGAUGCGAGGAUGAAUCUCGCCCGAUCUCGGGGAUCGUUGAUGCGACGAGGAGGACAACGAUCGACAACGUUGUCCGGAGCGUUGAUCUCGCGCGAAACAACGCUCUUGACCGCUGGAACGCCAGGAUUGCCGUCGACGAUGGUCGCACUUGUUGCUUCUCGAGCGUCGACGUCGCCUCGUUUUUCCCGCGCAGACGUGCUCGCGAUCGAGCCAUCAGCUGCGAUCACUUCACCUGCGGACGCUCGUCGUUGAUCGAGCGGCGAAAUCGUCGACGAGCUGUCAGCUCCUCGCUAACUCGUAGCAGAUUUUUCACUGCGCCGAUCGAAGUAGCGGAAGUUGAGAAAUCACCGCGUAAUACAGUGGAUGAUGUUGCAAUCGGACGUGAAGCCCGGAAUCGAUUCUCCGUUCCGUACGUCGAUAGCACGGACCGAGUUUCCAAGUGUGAUGGAUGUACCUUAUCCGACAGUAGCGUAUUAAAUAAUGUCAGCGGAUCGCCGAGAACCGUUCUCGAGACUCGAGAGUCGAUCGAUGUUAACGAUACGGGAAAUGUUUGGGCCAAUAAUAAUAUCUGUAAUCCUGCUGGACUGAUUGGCCUCGUUAAAUCCUCGUGUAUUUUCCGCGAAGAAAUAGUAAAUCGAAGAAAUACGUCGUCUUCAUCGCGAUUCCCGGCGAGAAUCGAUCGUAACGGACAAACCUGGCGGAUCAAGACGUAUUGGAGAUUGCCAAGGAUCGGCCUCGUUCUGCGAGGCCUUCUAUUGGGACUACUUGUAAUGAGUUUGCUCUGCGAUGUAGUGCUGGCCGCGCCGCCAUCGUCGUCAUCGUUGUCGACUUUGGAGGCGAUAGAUACAUUUGAGGAUGGCAUCGAAGAAGAGGAGCUGGUGCCGAGAAACAAACUCGGUAAUGACGAGUUAGAGAUUAUCAAAAGGAGCAUUAUGCAAGGCCUCGGACUUCAGAGGAUACCCGAUCCUUCAAAGGCUAACGUGAGCCAAGCCGAGUAUGAAAGAGCGCACAGAGAGUACCUGAAACAAGUACAGCUGUCACACGACGGACAGGAGUCUAGAAGACGCCGAGAUCUCCACGUGUUUCAAACUACAGAACAUCCGGGAAACAGAUCAAGCGUUAACUGGAGAGGAGGGAAUCACCAUCACUUCCUGUACUUCCCCGUCGCGGUUUCCGACACCGAAGAUGUCACGGUUGAUCACGCGGCUCUGAGAUUCCUUCUUGAAGGUGAUUAUAGACGCCCGCGCGAUCUGGAAGUGCUGGUUUAUUUCUGCACGCCGAUUUCCCGACGUCUCCUGCUGCGGCGCAAAAUUUCUCGGAUACAGUCGACGGACUCCCGAUGGUUGGAAUUGGACUUCACCGAAGCGGCCGCUGACUGGCUCGAGCGGAACUUGGAUAAUCAUGGUCUCGAGUUGGAGUUUCUUCACGACGGCCAACCGACGCGGCGCGAUAUCUCUUAUACAACCUUAAAUGUAUUCACCACGUUUGAAUCGAGUAGUAGGAGAAAGAGAUCCACCCCCGAGGAGAUAAUGUCGCUGCAUAAGGGACGGCGUAGCAAGUGCAAGGGCAACAAUAAUAAGAAGUGCUGCCGGCACGAAUUGACGGUGAUGUUCAAGGACUUGGAAGGUUUCGAUUUUAUUGUGUAUCCGAAAAGUUUCGAUGCUGGAUAUUGCAAAGGUCGUUGCCCACCCCGUUACAAUCCAGCGCAUCAUCAUGCGCUAUUACAAAGUCUGUUAUGGAAAGAGGAUCGAAAGAGGGUACCCAAACCGUGUUGCGCACCCAGCAAGCUCGAUGAGCUGCAGAUUGUCUACUAUGACGAGAACAAUACCACGCGAUUGAGCAUGUCCCAGUGGAAGAGCAUCAAGGUGCUGGAGUGCGCCUGUUCAUGAGAAAGAGGAGCAAGAGAAAAGGAACGAAACAGUCUAUCAUCUCUACUAGAGACACAUACUCUACCAUCGCCGAGGACUCACCAAAGAAUUGUCCGAAUUACGGUUCGGUGGUGCCACACGUGGUUGCAUCAAAAUACAUACUAAUAAUCAUUAAUAGAUACAUUAAGCAAAGGCGAAACUAUAUAAAUACAUUAUAAUCGUCUAAAUAAUUUUAAGACUCUUGCAUAUCUCUGCGACAUCCUUUAGAUUUCCAUUUUUUUUUUUCGUUAGGUUCGUACCGAUGAGGCAUUACCGAACACGUCAGAUCCUGUAAUUCGUUUAGGGUCUCGCAUUGACUGUGAUACUAACGAUAUUUACUCAUUAUUAUAUUCCUUAUUACGCAACGAUCGCAAAUUUCAUAUCAUUAGGAUAGCUUUGCUAUAUUUGAACCUGGUUAAGAAAAAGAAUAAAGCAAGUUCUCCCGCUGUAACGAACUGUCAUUGCAUCUUUGCACAUUUUAAUAUUGUCGACAAUUAUAGCGAUGACGACAACGAUGACGACCACGAUAGUCAUGUCAAUUCGUUUUUUAACUUGGAGAAUAUCCUCUUCCUUGUACGAAACGCCAUCAUUGUAUAUCUAUCUUUCUUUUCUAUCUGUUAAUUUAUUAUAUAUAGUCACGUAGAUUUUUGUACGAAAUAAUUUAUGGUCACAAGUCAAUGUCUAUUAACAUAAAAUGCGUGACAAAAUUAAAAUUCUUUUCUACCAAAUC